AUGUUGAACAAAAAAAUCGUCGUACUUGGCGCGGGUGUUUCGGGCCUAUCUACCGCAACAUUUUUAUUAAAACAAGAAAAAGACAUUAAAGUUCACAUAAUUGCAAAUAUUUUUCCAAAUGACCCGGAGGCUUCAUCUAACGAAUAUACGAGCACCGUUGCCGGCGCACAUUGGAGAAGUCAUGCUGAAAAUAAUAUCAGACAACAAGGAUUUGAUAAAUCAACUUAUAUAUAUUUAUGGAAACUUGCUGAACAAACUACGUCGGAUAUAACUGGAGUUAUGAUUAUUGAUGAAUUCGAAUAUUGGGAAAAACUUCCGAACGAUUUCGUUGAGCCGUGGUACAGUACAUUGUGUCACGGGUAUCGACAUUUAAAAAAAGAUGAAUUACCAGAUGGUGUCGAUUUUGGAAUUACCUACAAAUCAAGCGGCACCACGGAACGUGCCAAUAAAACUGAUAUAAAUGAUUGCAUUAAAGAAGACACUGAUAUUGUGAUCAAUUGUUCAGGCCUUUAUUCAAGUAAAUUAGGUGGCGUUAAAGAUGAAAAUCUUUAUCCAGUGAGGGGCCAAUCAGUGACAGUGAAGUUGUCUCAAUCAUGUUUGAAAUGGGCAUGCUUUCGACGAGGUUACAAUGGAAAUCCAAAAACUGUCACCUACAUAAUACCGCGCGAAAAUGGUAAUGUGAUUUUUGGAGGAACUCUCGAAGAAAAUAAUCACUCUACAAAGAUUGAUUAUGAUGUAGCUGGAGAAAUUAUUCAACGAUGUCUUGCAACUCGUCCAGAUAUAUUACCAAGAGAUAAAACUGAACUAACAAUUGUUGGUCAUCGAGCUGGCCUGCGACCUUGUCGUAAGGAUGGUGUAAGAAUUGAGGCUGAAUGGAUAGAUUGUAAACAAUAUAAUAAACAAGUUCUAAUUUGUCAUAAUUACGGUCAUGGAGGUUCUGGGUAUGAAUCAAGUUAUGGUACCGCACAGGAAGCGAUAGAAGUCAUUAAAGAAAAACUCAAAAAUUAA
Molecule: messenger RNA, 1008 nt
Organism: Cetraspora pellucida
Lineage: Eukaryota; Fungi; Glomeromycota; Glomeromycetes; Diversisporales; Gigasporaceae
Source: the annotation of a GenBank genome assembly